AUGGCACAAACACAACUUCAAGGCACGAAUGGAGCCGCACAAAACGGAGGACGCGUAGAUGACGAUGGCUUCAAGCUCAGGUUCUGCACUGUGUGUGCUAGUAAUAACAACAGGUCAGUCUUCCGAUCCCCACUAAUCCCGCAAGCUCAUAUCGCUGACUUGACGGUCACAGAUCUAUGGAGUCGCAUCUUCGUCUAGCUGCAGCAGGCUAUCCCGUGAUAUCAUUUGGCACCGGAUCUCUGGUCCGACUGCCUGGGGCCUCUAUCACUGAACCGAAUGUAUAUCAAUUCAACAAGACUUCCUACGAUACCAUGUACAAGGAGUUGGAGAGCAAGGACCCACGUUUGUAUCGCGCAAAUGGUAUUCUCAACAUGCUUGGGCGAAAUCGAGGUGUGAAAUGGGGACCUGAGAGGUGGCAGGACUGGCGCGUGGGCGUGCCUAGAUUGGAACAUUCUACCGAUCAAGGCAGUGUAGGCGUUGAAGGCGGUGUUGUGGACGUUGUAAUCACCUGCGAAGAGCGGUGUUGGGAUGCCGUAGUUGAUGAUCUCUUAAAUCGAGGAUCGCCGUUGAAUCGCCCAGUGCAUGUCAUCAACGUUGACAUCAAGGACAAUCACGAGGAGGCUCUCGUUGGAGGUCGAGCUAUUCUUGACCUUGCAGACUCUCUAAGCAAAGCUGCCGCUGAAGAAAGAAAAAUGAAUCCAUCUGCCUUCGACAGUGGCAGUGGUACUGGAAGGUCCACUUUUGAUCAACGAGUUCCAGAGGUCAUCGCCGAAUGGCAAGACAGAUGGCCACAACUUCCAGCUCUUUGGACUUUGGCAUGGUUUUGAAGUUCUUUAUUUGAUAUGAUGAAUGGCGUUGAGGAUUGGUAUACCCAUAUUGGCGUCUAUGGCUUCGAUUUCUAGCGUGAUAUGUCACUCAAACACUCCCGCGUGGACUGGGAUAGUUGGCCUCUUGGUCAACUCGGAAACCGGUCAAUCAAAAAAAUUGAUUAAUUAUGAAGUUGAUAAACCCUUCAUGCUAAAUGAUAUUGUUUACCUUUACAUUUGGGAACCCCCAAUUCGAGAGAAUAUCGGGCGAGGCUUUUUUUACACACGGAUUUUAGUGUGAAAUAAUGGCAUAGGGCUGUACAGUAAUGCUUGUGAAGGCACGGCCGAGCGGUGGAGAAGAAAUAAGGUGUACCCAGGUAAUUGAAGCUUCAGGGACCCAAAGCAUGAAUGUCCGAAUAUUCUGGAAGGCAUCAACUCAAGCAACAACCCUCACAGAUUCAUAUGCGAACUCUUGGAUUCGAGCCAGACCAUCAGCUUAGAUCC
This is a messenger RNA of Hymenoscyphus albidus, 1310 nucleotides long. The record is from the annotation of a GenBank genome assembly. NCBI's taxonomy places the organism in Eukaryota, Fungi, Ascomycota, Leotiomycetes, Helotiales, Helotiaceae.